Penicillium salamii is the source of this 597-nucleotide messenger RNA. The record is from the annotation of a GenBank genome assembly. Lineage: Eukaryota; Fungi; Ascomycota; Eurotiomycetes; Eurotiales; Aspergillaceae.
AUGAAGCCCUCUACGCUCUCUUUCCUCCUGGGCCUAAGCCUCUCCAGCCUUGCCAGUGCUCGCACAGACCUGGAAGGCUGCGUCUCCAGCGAAGUGGUGAUCAACUACGGAGCAAGCUACCUCUGGUACGUGCCCGACACCGGUGAAAUCUGCACGUUCCUUGACUGCGGUGGCGGCCGCGCACCCCCAAAAACCAACCAACCUGGCUGUCCUCUGUACUCCGGCACCGCAACUGUCACCGCCAGCUACAUCGAGGGCUAUGGGCCCAAUGGGAAACAGGCUGCCUCCACGAAUACAGCCGCGGCUACUACUUCUUCGACUGAGGCUGUGGAAACCACAGCCAACUCUACUGGGGGUGAUUCUUCUUCCGCCAGUUCUACGGCGGUCUCUACUUCUACGGCUACGGACUCGAGUGCCAGUCUGAUUACUGCUGCUCCUACUAGCUCGCCUGCUGCUUCUAUGACUACUACUACCUCUGCUGUCUCCAGUGAAUCCUCUGCCGCGAGUAGCACUCCCACUGGUAAUGCUGCUCAUACUGCUGGGUCUAAUGUCGGUGUUGUGGCCUUGAUGGCUAUGGUUGGUGCGAUGGUUCUAUAA